UUGCAGACGCGGAAGCGGCUGUGGAGGGGAAGGUGGCGGUUCCCGCUGAGGAGGGUGUUUGUCUUUAAAGCUGACGCUCCCCGUCCCCCUCCCCGCAGGGAAGGCUGAGGGCGCUGCCGGCGCUGAAGUCCUUGUUGGGGUCCCCGCCCCGGAGCCUCUCAGCGGUCCUUCUGACUGUGAGUGUGAGCUGAGCUGAUUAACGGGCUGUGCUGACAUCUUUGAAGGCACAUUCUGUGACUCCUCAACAUAUUGUCACCUGAGAAAAUAACCCACACCCUGAUCAGGACCAGGACCAAAUGGCUGCUUCUCAGGAACGGUUGUCCUUCAUGGAUGUGGCCAUAGAUUUCUCUCAGGAGGAGUGGGAAUGCCUGGACCCAGCUCAGCGGAAAUUGUACCUGGAUGUGAUGUUGGAGAACUACAGCAACCUGGUCUCCGUGGACCCGCUGUGUCUUUCAGGCCUGAUACAUAUCUUCAGUAUCACAUUCUGUGUGGCGCUCGAACAGUUUCUCAUUGUGUCUCAAGCGGCCACAACAGGGCACUCACUGUGUACCCCCAUUCUGUUUGCACUCUGUGUCAUGCACAACUGAAACUUGUUAUUCAAGAUGCUUCAAAA
Messenger RNA from Myotis myotis, 613 nucleotides. Its product is annotated as zinc finger protein 320-like. Bases 297 to 587 code for a protein of 96 amino acids. The record is from RefSeq and is a predicted model, not a curated record. Lineage: Eukaryota; Metazoa; Chordata; Mammalia; Chiroptera; Vespertilionidae. Gene Ontology annotation, biological process: regulation of DNA-templated transcription. The transcript is spliced from 4 exons.